This is a messenger RNA of Nothoprocta perdicaria, 1648 nucleotides long. RefSeq names its product SAP30 binding protein (gene SAP30BP). The transcript has 11 exons. The record is from RefSeq and is a predicted model, not a curated record. NCBI's taxonomy places the organism in Eukaryota, Metazoa, Chordata, Aves, Tinamiformes, Tinamidae. The coding region runs from base 1 to 936 and encodes 311 amino acids. Gene Ontology annotation, biological process: regulation of DNA-templated transcription. Gene Ontology annotation, cellular component: nucleus.
AUGGCGGCGGCGAAGCGGAGCGUGCUGUCGUCGCUCGCGGUCUACGCCGAGGACUCGGACCCCGAGUCGGACAGCGAGGCGGGCACGGGCGGCAGCGACGGCGGCGCCGCCGCGGGGGAGAAGGGCGGCCUCGUCUCCGUGGGCUACGGCGACGACGACUUCACGCGGCUGGACGGCGACGAGGACGGCUACGAGGAGGAGGACGACGAGAACAGCAGGCAGUCAGAAGAUGACGAUUCAGAGACUGAAAAACCUGAGGCUGGUGACCAGAAGGAAUUCUCAGAACUGGAGAAAAGAGAUCCCCAGGAGCUAGUUGCCUCUUUUUCAGAGAGAGUGAGGAACAUGUCUCCUGAUGAGAUCAAAAUCCCACCUGAGCCUCCUGGCAGAUGCUCCAACCACUUGCAGGAUAAAAUCCAGAAGCUGUAUGAGAGGAAAAUAAAGGAGGGCAUGGAUAUGAAUUAUAUCAUUCAAAGGAAAAAGGAGUUCCGCAACCCCAGCAUCUAUGAAAAACUGAUCCAGUUUUGUUCAAUCGAUGAACUUGGUACAAAUUAUCCAAAGGACAUGUUCGAUCCUCAUGGCUGGUCAGAGGAUUCCUAUUAUGAGGCACUAGCUAAAGCACAGAAGAUUGAAAUGGACAAAUUGGAGAAGGCCAAGAAGGAGCGCACAAAGAUUGAGUUUGUGACUGGCACUAAGAAAGGGACGACGACGAGCGCUGCCUCGACAACCACCACAACAGCCAGUACCACUGUGGGAGAUGCACAGAAGAGGAAGAGCAAGUGGGACUCGGCCAUCCCUGUAACGACCAUAGCUCAGCCCACCAUCCUCACCACGACUGCCACACUGCCGGGUGUUGUCACGGUGACAACAAGCGCAAGUGGAUCCAAGACUACAGUCAUCUCUGCUGUUGGCACCAUUGUGAAAAAGGCAAAGCAGUGACUAGACAUGGGCUCGGGGUUUCAGACUGAGGUGUCAUUGAAGCCGUUGCCCUCAAAAGGGAGGGCAAGAUUUCCCCUUUGGUAAGAGAUGACAAGACUUUGAAGCAGAUUGCCACAAUUGCCAUUUGGAAGGAGGGGGCAGGCCCGGGCAUGCCAGCUGGGUGCCCGCAGGAACGGACAUCUGCCAAAAUUGCCACCACCUUUUCCUGCUGUGGGGAAAACCACAGCCUGUGCUGUGCCCAAGGAUGGUGGCAGGGAAAGUCAACUUGGAGAAGUUACCAUAUUAAAUGGCUGCGUUCUUCAGGCUCGAAGGUUCUUACCCUAUUUGCAAGUUUGUUUUCUUUUUAUUUUACUUUAUUUUUUUCAAAGCAAGCAGUGAAGGAAUGUCAGUAUUCGUGUGUGUUCCAGGUCUUCCCCGUGGGCUGCUGCUCGGGAUACGUGCUCCUUCGCAUGCACUAAGGCAGAAGGGAACUAGAGCAGAGGCAGUCGGUCCGUGUCUUUGUUUAAAUGUGUAGCAGAGAUUUGAGAACCAACCUACAUCUCUGAACGUGGACUCGGUCUUUGUUGUAGUACUGACAUCUGUGCCUGUGUGCGUAUCUGUGUAAUCUCAGUGACCACCCAUUAAAUAGCUGCAAUCCUAAGGAAACUGCAGGGAUUCUGUGGAGAUUUCCAUGCAGAGGCACCAAGCUGUAGAGGUCGAAGUUGUGAGCUCC